Toxotes jaculatrix (banded archerfish) is the source of this 3917-nucleotide messenger RNA. RefSeq names its product adhesion G-protein coupled receptor D2. Gene Ontology annotation, biological process: adenylate cyclase-activating G protein-coupled receptor signaling pathway; cell surface receptor signaling pathway. The transcript is spliced from 25 exons. The record is from RefSeq and is a predicted model, not a curated record. Bases 164 to 3472 code for a protein of 1102 amino acids. NCBI's taxonomy places the organism in Eukaryota, Metazoa, Chordata, Actinopteri, Toxotidae. Gene Ontology annotation, molecular function: G protein-coupled receptor activity. Gene Ontology annotation, cellular component: membrane.
CAUACUUCGGUAAACUUUAUACUUAGUGGAAUUAAAACAACAACAACAACAACAAAAAAAACCCGUCUUUUUAAGGAGCGGUUGAAUGCUGCGUUUACAGGCGCAACGCUAUUGGAAUGAGAAGACGCGAAAAAAAAGUUUUUAACAAGACGAAUAGUUCAGGAUGCACUGGUUUUUGCUCCCCAAAUUAGGCCUGCUUGUUUGUUUUCACAGCUGUGUAUUAGCCUUUACACUGGAAACCAGAACGCUGACAGACGAUGACUCCUAUUAUGAGUAUGUGCCUGAUCGCCUGCAGUGGAGAAGUGCUGAGGAACUAUGUAACCAGCGCUCUGGGGCCUUAGCCACAGUCUCCAACCUAACAGAGAACCAAGACCUAACCAACUUUUUAAAAUCGCUGAACAUCUCUCAACCUGUGUGGAUUGCCAAGAAAGGUUCUUCUCAGACCCUUAUUCUGGAAUUCAGCGGGCGCUCGGAGAGGAAGCAUGCCCGUCUUCUGCACAAGUUUCCCUCCAUGGGCUCAGUGACCGUUUGCACCCGUCUCCGGUUCAAUCCCAACUGCUUUGGAAUUUCCACCAUCUUCUCUUAUUCCAUCCAGUCAUAUAUUAAUGAAUUCCAGCUCCGUGCAAACCUGAUCCAGGGCAAGCCUGUGCAGCUGGCUUUGCUGGUUCAUGGUGUUCAUGGGCCUUACCAAGAUGCCUUUCACCAUGACGACUCCUGGCACUCUGUGUGUGUUUCUUGGAGCCAGAAUGGUGGACGCUGGGCACUAUAUACUCCUGAUCGUGGGUUCGCUAGGGGUGAUGGCCUAAACAGCUAUGACAGCAUUGGACCAGAUGGCCUUUUCAUAAUCGGACAGGAGCAGGACACUUUUGGGGGCUCAUUUAAGAAGGACGAGUCAUUCUCAGGGAGCAUCACAGAGCUGCACAUUUGGGAUCGGGUGCUGAAUGGCAGCGAAAUCUUAAAAAUGGAAAAAGAGUGCUUGCCCAUUUCCUCUGGGCUGGUGUUCAAGUGGAGCAGAGAAGCCAUGGAAAUAGAGUCCUCACUUAUGAAUCUGUGGAGAGACAACCCAUGUCAAGGUAACCUCACUGUGUUGCAUUCCCUCCUGGAUGGAAAUUCUUUGCAGAAUCAAACAUCCUUCUUAAAGUUUUUGCACAGCCUGCAGUCCGAUGAGGAUUGUCACAUCUUUAACCCUGUUAUCGGGGGCUGGCAUUUAGCCAAGUGUGACUCCUUUCAAGGGGCUGUCUGCCAGUUUAAGAAAGAAGUUUUCAGUUUCCCAAAGACACCAUUCUUCAGCAGAUUGAGCCAGGAUCUUCUGACUAAGCCUGAGCAGGGGAUCAACACUUCCUGGGGCAGAGAUCUGACCUCGCUGCAGCAGCUGUCCCAGGCUGUCCUGCAUUCUGUGGAGGCCUGGGGUCCAAACUUCUUCACGUCCAGUGAUGUCUACUACCUCUCCCAGAUGUUUGAGAUGGAACUGACUGCACUGGCUAGUGCUCACUCUGCUGGACAUGAUGCAGCAGAGAUCAUGGUUUCCAUUGCCACUAACUAUGUGAAGGUGGCUAGUUUGAUGCUGGAGCCCAACAUGGCUACACAGUGGAUAGGCCUGACGGAUGAUGGGGUCAGUGUGGGGCCAUUUACCAUCGUCAAGAGAAUUGACAGUCUCACUGAAGCUCUUGGAGACAUGCUGUCUGCUGAGAGAAGAGGCUUCACUCUUUCUACCAAGAACAUAGAUGUUUACAUGAAAUGGCAGAGGCUGUCUGAAGAGCACUGUAGUCAAGUCUUCAAGCCAUCUGUGGUCGGCUCUCACACCACUAGCAGCAGUAGUCAGGAUGAGUUGAUAAUCCCUGACACUGAGCUCCAGCGGUUACACACACUGGGACAUGAGGAAGUGAUGUUUAUUCAUACCCACUAUAGCCAUCUGAGUGAGAUUGUGUCUGGAACACAGGAACCUCCAGUGAGUCACCAAGAGAAAAUGAAAAGAGAUCUCCCGGGUCACCUGGCUUCUGCCGUCAUUUCCGCCACCAUCCGUGAUGCCUCCAAGGGCCAAACCAUUCCUGUGGCUGUCCAGUACACCCUUUCUUCAUCCAACGUGGUGGAGUAUUCACAACAAGUUUCUCCUGUUUGUGCUUUUUGGAAUUUCAGCCUGAUGCAUAGUCAUACCAAUAGCUGGUCCAGUGAUGGCUGCAGGGUGACAUUUGCUGGCUCUGGUGUCACUUCCUGUCUGUGUAACCACACCACCAACUUUGCAGUGCUUAUGAAUUACCUGGAGUCGAAGUGGAGUCCUGAGGAAGAGCUUAUUUUGACCAAGCUGACAUUCAUCGGCUCUGGCGCGUCUCUGUGUGCGCUGGUGGUGACCUUGAUGCUGUUCACUGUGCUGGAUAUCCCCAGAUCCGACAGGACGUCCAUUCAUAAGAACCUGUUCAUCGCUCUGAUCUGUGCCCAGGUGAUUCUGCUUUGCAGCGGCUCAGCCAUCCACAACAAGGUGGCAUGUACACUUGUGGCAGCGCUGCUUCAUCUCUUCUUCAUGGCAGCAUUUAGCUGGAUGCUGGUGGAGGGUCUGCUGCUCUGGAGCAAAGUGGUUGCGGUGAACCUGAGUGAGGAUCGACACAUGAAAUAUUACUAUUUCAUCGGCUGGGGUCUGCCGGUGCUUAUAGUCACCAUCACGCUGGCAUCGGCCUCAGGCAAAUACUCAGCCGAUGGCUACUGUUGGCUCAGUGUCCAGAAUGGCGUCAUCUGGGGUUUUGCUGGGCCUGUCAUCUUUAUCAUCAUGGUAAAUAUCAUGAUACUGACGAGGGUGGUGGUCAUCACCAUCUCCACAGCCAAGAGAAGGUCCAUCAUGUUGGCCACGAGCACCAGCCCUGUGGAACAAGCCUAUGAGCAAAUCAGAGCCGCAGUGAAAGCAGUGUUGGUGUUGCUGCCCAUCCUUGGACUGACAUGGCUAUGUGGCGUCUUGGUGCCUUUCUCCAUUGUCAUGGCCUACAUCUUCAUCCUCCUCAACUCCCUACAGGGCCUGUUCAUCUUCCUGAUAUAUGGGGUGUACAACACAGAGGUUCGGAGCACGGUCAACAGGAUCAAGGAGAGGAGAAAAGCACUUAAUUUUUCAAACUGUGCCAGUUCCCGACCAUCCAGCUCGGUUACCAGCUCUCGUCCGGUCAGUUUCCCACUUGGAACAACCCCAAGCCAGGAGGAGGAGACCACCCCUACCUACACUUGCAGUAACACACCAAGUGUGGAGAAGGAGGAAGAGAGGACCACAGGUCAGCUGUCCAUUCCUUGUGUUCCAGAGAGACUUGAAAAUCCAUUGAGCCAAACCUUCAAAGACACUCGUCUGCAUAGAGAGGAGCCUCCUCCCACUGAAGUGGAUGCCUUGCCGACUGGUUGUAGUCUUCAUGUUCCCAUGGAGUUGGAGUUCACAACUUCCUGUUUCCCCCGCAGCCCCGCACCUCAGGAAAGCUACGGCCUUGUCUACGUUGACUGACCUGGUUAGUGCGAUGGUAAUUGUAGUUUCAUAUUAUGAUUCAUUUUUUAAAAAUCAGAGUUGGUGAAAUGUUUCUCUUUUUAUUACAAGCUUAUUUUUCCUUAAGUCUUCAAUUUUCUGUCACCUCUGAUCAUAGUAUAGACACAGGAGUAUUUGGUAUGCCUGUGUCCCUGAGUUGCAUUCCUUAUUGCUGGUUCUAAGUAUUUUCUGUGACCUAGGACUCAAUCUGCCUUUAACACUUAUUUUAAGAUACUCUGGAUAAUAAUGUAAGCUAAAAGCAUCAAAUAUCAUUUUAAUCUAAACUUAAAUUCCAACUUUAACUUUAGAUUAAAUUUUUGUAUUUGGUCUAUUUGUAUAUUUUACGUGAGUACUGUCUUUCAUGUCUUUUCUUGUCGCACAUGUCCUUGUCAAAGCAUUAUAUUGUCCAUUAAAGUGUGUAGUAGUA